AUGGACACGAUUCGAGGGAGCUUUCGCCGAGUGUCUGGCCUGCUCUUAGUAUCAGCUGACCGUGUGUGGACCUUCGAGCUUCCAGAAAGGAAAGAGUCGAUAGAAGCCGGCAUUACACGCCCGGCAGUCCCCUCUAGGGCCGUAAUAACGUGGCCUGGCUGUCGCUCCUGCAGGUUCAUGUGUGCCCAGCUGCCCAACCCCGUCCUGGACAGCAUCAGCAUCAUCGACACGCCUGGCAUCCUCUCCGGGGAGAAGCAGCGCAUCAGCAGAGGGUACGACUUUGCGGCCGUCCUGGAGUGGUUCGCCGAGCGCGUGGACCGCAUCAUCCUGCUGUUCGACGCCCACAAGCUGGACAUCUCCGACGAGUUCUCGGAGGUCAUCAAGGCGCUGAAGAACCACGAGGACAAGAUCCGCGUGGUGCUGAACAAGGCCGACCAGAUCGAGACGCAGCAGCUGAUGCGCGUCUACGGGGCCCUCAUGUGGUCCCUGGGCAAGAUCAUCAACACGCCCGAGGUGGUCCGCGUCUACAUCGGCUCCUUCUGGGCCCAGCCGCUGCUCAUCGCCGACAACCGCAAGCUCUUCGAGGCCGAGGAGCAGGACCUCUUCAAGGACAUCCAGUCCCUGCCCCGCAACGCCGCCCUGCGCAAGCUCAACGACCUCAUCAAGCGGGCGCGGCUGGCCAAGGUGCACGCCUACAUCAUCAGCUCGCUGAAGAAGGAGAUGCCCAACGUCUUCGGGAAGGAGAGCAAGAAGAAGGAGCUGGUGAACAACCUGGGCGAGAUCUACCAGAAGAUCGAGCGGGAGCACCAGAUCUCCCCGGGCGACUUCCCCAGCCUCCGCAAGAUGCAGGAGCUGCUCCAGACCCAGGACUUCAGCAAGUUCCAGGCCCUGAAGCCCAAGCUGCUGGACACGGUGGACGACAUGCUGGCCAACGACAUCGCCCGGCUGAUGGUGAUGGUGCGCCAGGAGGAGGCCCAGGCGCCCUCGCAGGUCGUCAAGGGUGGCGCCUUCGACGGCACCAUGAACGGGCCCUUUGGGCAUGGCUACGGCGAGGGCGCCGGUGAGGGCAUCGACGACGUGGAGUGGGUGGUGGGCAAGGACAAGCCCACCUACGACGAGAUCUUCUACACCCUGUCGCCCGUCAACGGCAAGAUCACGGGUGCCAACGCCAAGAAGGAGAUGGUCAAGUCCAAGCUGCCCAACACCGUGCUGGGCAAGAUCUGGAAGCUGGCCGACGUGGACAAGGACGGGCUGCUGGAUGACGAGGAGUUCGCGCUCGCCAACCACCUCAUCAGGGUCAAGCUGGAGGGCCACGAGCUGCCCGCCGAGCUGCCCCCGCACCUGGUCCCGCCCUCCAAGCGGAGGCACGAGUGACGCCCCGGGGCCGGCGUGGGGCGGGUGGUCGCCAUGUCCGAGGUCCAUAAAGACUGAGCCGCCUCCGCUCUUCUCCAGCAGCGCCGCCAUCUCUGUCGUAGGCUGUCCCCGGCCAGCGCCGGGCGCCAGGCUGACCUCGAGUGGAGGGUGGGACUGUGUGCACGGGAACUGCGGAUAUUUUUAAUAUAUGACGUAUAUAAUGUU
Messenger RNA from Echinops telfairi (small Madagascar hedgehog), 1578 nucleotides. It is a transcript of the gene EHD1, whose product is annotated as EH domain containing 1. Gene Ontology annotation, molecular function: protein binding; GTP binding; calcium ion binding. Gene Ontology annotation, cellular component: plasma membrane; cytoplasm. Bases 1 to 1374 code for a protein of 457 amino acids. Gene Ontology annotation, biological process: endosomal transport; endocytosis. NCBI's taxonomy places the organism in Eukaryota, Metazoa, Chordata, Mammalia, Afrosoricida, Tenrecidae. The record is from RefSeq and is a predicted model, not a curated record. The transcript is spliced from 5 exons.